GCAAGUGUUAAUUGUAAAUAUAUUUCCAACUAUUUCAAAACCUAAUAAUUAAACUAAUUAUAGGCUACCCUCAAAUUUGAAUUGAUUUUUUGGAUACAAGGCAAGUGAUGAAAGAGUAUUUUCAACUUUGAGUUACAUUAAGAAUAAGGUUAGAAAUCAAAUAUGCGAUCAGUUUGUGAAUUAUUGUCUAGUAGCAGAUUUGUUGAGCAGUGUAGAGAACGGAGUCUAUUUUAUAUUCUUUUUUUAGAAUAUAAAAACACGUUGUAAUCUUUUGUGAAAAUUUGUACUAGACGAGUAUUUUCUAAUUUAUGAAUUAUUUAAUUAAAUUAUUUAAUUUAAUUAAAUUUUUGGAAAAGGACACCCUGUAAAAAAUUUCUGGAUCUGCCACUGACUCCAACUAGAGUUAGUAUUACCCAACAUCUGGCGCAUGUAAAUCAUACGUAGACUAGUAUUACUCUAAUACAUACAAUGGACAAGUAUGAUUUUUUUUUUGUAGUUGUAUGGCGUUUAUACAUGAAUAUUAGAAUGACCUAGCUAGCCAACAUGACCUACUAGCUAUGGCCUUAGCUACAAGGUCUAUCAAGCCUAGGCCUAUCACACUCAAAAUUUAUAAGUUUGUAUUGUUACUAUUAAGUGGAAAAAAUAGUUAUAAUAGGAUAAGCUUGUUGAGAAUGAUUUUGUCCAUUAGUUAAAUGUUGUGAUCAUCCCUUGUAAUACACAUCGAUAGAAAGUUAUAGCAAAUCAGAAUUAUUUUUCUCCUUAAAGCUGAGCGCUAAGAUGAGGACCAGUUCAUUAUUGUCUCAUUAAGUUAUUGUAGAGGAUUCAUGUAGACGUCAACCAUUCUCCACCGUUCACAUUAACUUAUAAUUAGGGCUGUCAAUUUGGAUAACCAAAACCAAACCAAACCAUUAGCAUGAAAAGUGAAAACCAAAAACCAAAUUAGGCAAAUUCACAAAAACCAAAACCAAUAAGAGGCUUAUCGGUUUUUGGAUAACCAUAAACCGAUAAUCUUCUUAAUGGUUUCGAUAAACCAAAAAUAAAAAAUAUGAUUGACUUCAAAGAAAUUAAGGAUCCUUCAAGAAAAUAAGGGUCCUUAUCGGUUUAUUAAUUUUUUAUUGAUUUUUUUAUUUUAACCAAAACCAAAACCAUUAAUAUGCUAAAUGAUUUAAAACCGAAAAACCAAAACCGUUAACCUUUUAAUGGUUCGGUUUCGGUUAAAACCGAAAAAACUAAAACCAAAUUGACAGCCCUAUAUGUAAUUUGAAAAUGCAUAUGACAUUAACCUUUGAAGGGUUGAUUGGCCAAUUUAACAAACUUAGUGGCUAUAAUAGCGAAAAACAAAAGUACAAGGGCUGAAUCGGCAAACGAAACAUACAUGACGUCGAGGGAACGAAGGAAGGAUUAACGGACCAAAAGCAAAACAAAAUCAAACGUGGUUCAUUUUCAUUUGACAUUUGUGGGAGGCGCGAGAGGGCACUCCCAAAGAAGAGCGGAGAAGGAGAAGAAAAAAGGGAAAAUUCGGUUUUGAGGAAGAAGAAGAGAAAUUGGCGGAAUUUUUAUAGAUUAGAUUAGAAUUUAGAUAGAUAAGAUUUGAUGGGAAGAGCAUUUGUUUACGUGAUUCUGGGAGGUGGAGUAGCAGCUGGAUAUGCAGCUCUCGAAUUCACCAGGAAAGGCGUCGCUCCUGGCGAACUCUGCAUCAUUUCUGAAGAACCUGUUGCACCUUAUGAGAGACCUGCUCUGAGCAAGGGUUAUUUACUUCCAGAAGCUCCCACACGCCUCCCAUCGUUCCACACCUGCGUUGGAGCUAAUGAAGAGAGGUUGUCUCCAAAAUGGUAUAAAGAACAUGGGAUUGAGUUGGUGCUUGGUACUCGAGUUAUAUCUGCUGAUGUCAGGCGCAAAACAUUGCUCACUGCUGCAGGGGAGACUAUCAGUUUCAAGUUUCUCAUCAUUGCAACAGGUGCUCGGGCUCUGAAGCUGGAAGAAUUUGGAGUCACAGGAUCGGAUGCUCCAAAUGUGUGUUACUUACGAAACUUAGCUGAUGCAAACAGGCUAGUCGAUGUGAUCGGAUCCCAAACUGGUGGGAAUGCUGUAGUGAUCGGUGGAGGCUACAUAGGAAUGGAAUGUGCCGCGUCUUUGGUGAUCAAUAAGAUGAACGUGACCAUGGUUUUUCCGGAACCACAUUGCAUGGCAAGGCUGUUUUCGCCCAAGAUAGCAGGAUAUUAUGAGGAGUACUAUAAAUCCAAAGGAGUACAAUUCGUCAAAGGCACUGUCUUGUCAUCUUUUGAUUUUGACUCCGAUGGACAAGUUACAUCUGUGAACCUAAGAGAUGGAACUCAGCUACCAGCAGAUGUAGUUGUGGUUGGAAUCGGGAUACGACCAAACACAAGUCUCUUCGAGGGUCAACUGACUCUCGACAAGGGUGGAAUCAAGACGAACGGUAAAAUGCAGACAAGCAACGCUUCAGUCUACGCAGUUGGUGAUGUGGCAGCAUUUCCAGUCAAGCUGUUUGGAGAGACACGGAGGCUGGAGCACGUGGACUCUGCCAGGAAAUCAGCGAUACACGCUGUUGCCUCGAUAUUGGAUCCCCAGAAAGCAGAUGAAUUCGACUACCUCCCAUUUUUCUACUCCAGGGUCUUCGCCUUCUCCUGGCAGUUCUAUGGGGACAAUGCAGGGGAAGUGGUCCACUUUGGGGACUUCUCCGGGAGCAGAAUCGGGGCCUACUGGGUCAGCAAGGGGCACCUGGUGGGGUCAUUCCUCGAAGGUGGAACCAAAGAAGAGUAUGAUGCUAUCGCCCUGGCCACAAAGGUGAAACCAGCAGUUGAUGAUUUGGCUAAGCUGGAAGAGCUGGGGUUGGAGUUUGCAUUAGCAAUCAGUGAGGGACCUGUGGAAACUUGUCCCCCAUCUGGUGACAAUGACGACAAUCCCCCUGGAUUGGCAGUGGAGAAGCCGACGGUGUAUCCUUGGCAUGCAGCAGCUGGUGUUGCUGUUGCUGCGUCAGUGGCUGCCUUUGCUUAUUGGUACGGGAGAAGGCGUAGGAGGUGGUGAACAAUCGGGGAGGAAAGUUGUGUAAUCUGUUGAAUGGUGUAGGUUACUUGAAAUUGAAAACUUGUACCUUGUGUCACAAGUUUCCACUUGUUGUACCAAAUCAUAUAGGAAGUCUUAGGAUAUGUUGAAAGAUACAUCUUGAUGAUGAUGAGACUACGAUUUGGGGAUAUACCAUUUUCAUUCAAGCACCGAAGAGUUGUGUUCUUAUCAUCAAGCACAAAAUUAAUGCAUCACAAAAUUAAAGUGGAGGUCAAAGAACUUGAUUAGGUGGUAGGUAAAUGUAUUGCUAAAUUUGUACCAAACUAGAAAUGAUACAUACAGAGGCAUGAUGGAUGAGGAUUUCAUGUUAAGUGGGAAUCAAGUUAGGUUCUAUACUUCUAAUUGAUUGGGCUCUAUCUAUUUUAAUAUGUUAUUCAACGAAAACUAUCAAAUAUUUUUUUCUUAUCCAAAAAAUACUAUCCAAACAACAUAAAGAGAUGGUGAUUUGAGUAAUGAUGUUUAAUUAUUCAAAAGAUAGAGAUUCAUACAUGGUUUGAAGUGGGAAUUUUACUACAAAAGAGAAGUUAUAAAACAAGUACAAUAUG
Linum trigynum is the source of this 3629-nucleotide messenger RNA. The record is from the annotation of a GenBank genome assembly. Lineage: Eukaryota; Viridiplantae; Streptophyta; Magnoliopsida; Malpighiales; Linaceae.